Messenger RNA from Vigna radiata var. radiata (mung bean), 1763 nucleotides. RefSeq names its product U3 snoRNP-associated protein-like EMB2271. The transcript has 7 exons. The record is from RefSeq and is a predicted model, not a curated record. Bases 121 to 1626 code for a protein of 501 amino acids. Lineage: Eukaryota; Viridiplantae; Streptophyta; Magnoliopsida; Fabales; Fabaceae. Gene Ontology annotation, molecular function: protein binding; snoRNA binding. Gene Ontology annotation, cellular component: small-subunit processome.
UCCUUAAUGUUUUUUUGUGUAUCGGUCUUAAACCCUAGUUUCUUCCUCUGUCUGCGUCUCUUCUCAAAAACCCUACAAACAACCUCUGUAUCGCAAAUUCGAACCUUUUGAAUCUGAAUCAUGCCGCGAAAGAAGAAAACCCAUGACCCGUUCUUCACCAACGAUUCCCGAAAACGCCAAAAGCCUAAUGGCAAACUUGACCGCGACGAUGAAGAAGAUGCCGAGAUAGAAAGCGAUUUUGAUGAAGAUGACUUCUUCACCGGCGUCGACGACGGCUCCGGUGAGGAUCAGGAGGUAGAAACAGGCGCGGAGGCUCGGAAGAGAAUUGCACAGGACUAUAUCCGAAUGGUUCGGCAAAUAGCGCAGAAAGAGAAAGAACAAAAAGACGGUGAGGAGGAAGAAGAUGGUGACGAAGAAGACGAAGAAGGAGCAAGAGACUCGCUCGUAGCUCAGAAGUUGAUAAAGGAACAACAAGAGGAAAGUGGACGCGUCAGAAGAAGCAUUGCUUCAAAGGUGAAAGUAAGUAGUGAUGAAGGUUUUAGGGUGUUGGUGAAGCACAGACAGAGCGUUACAGCAGUGGCCCUGUCUGAGGAUGAUUCGAAGGGCUUUUCGGCGUCGAAGGACGGAGUAAUUAUGCGGUGGGAUGUGAACAGUGGGCAAUUUGAGCGGUAUAAGUGGCCCAGUGAUUCGGUGUUGAAAUCUCAUGGCUUGAAGGAUCCGCAAGGCUCGGCUGCAAAGCAAAGUAAGCAUGUAUUGGCUUUGGCUGCUAGCUCCGAUGGUAGGUAUUUGGCGACUGGAGGACUUGAUCGCCAUGUUCAUAUAUGGGAUACUCGUACCAGAGAGCAUGUUCAGGCUUUUCCAGGUCAUAGGGGCCCUGUUUCUUGUCUGGCUUUUAGGCAGGGAACAUCGGAACUUUUUUCAGGUUCAUUUGAUAGGACAAUUAAGAUAUGGAAUGUUGAAGACAGAACUUACAUGAAUACUCUAUUUGGUCACCAAAGUGAAGUAUUAAGUAUUGAUUGCUUACGCAAAGAAAGGGUACUAACUGCUGGACGUGAUCGUAGCAUGCAAUUGUUUAAGGUUCAUGAAGAGUCACGUCUUGUAUUUCGUGCUCCUGCAUCCUCCUUGGAAUGCUGUUGUUUUGUUAAUAAUGAUGAACUCUUGUCUGGUUCGGAUGAUGGAAGCAUUGAGCUUUGGACUGUAAUGCGAAAGAAGCCUAUUUACAUUUUGAGGAAUGCUCAUGCCUUACUGGUGGAUAGCAUGAAAUCUGACCAAAAGGACAGUGAAAGACUUCCCAACGGUAACAUAGAAAAUGGUUACCACCAUCCUGAGAACCAUCAUUGUGCGUCAGUAUUCUCUUGGGUCAGUGCGGUCACUGUUUGCAGAAACAGUGAUCUUGCAGCAUCUGGGGCUGGCAAUGGUUCUGUUCGAUUAUGGGCAGUUGAAAGUGAUACUAAAGACAUUAAACCUCUUCAUAAUGCGCCAUUGGUUGGCUUUGUGAAUACCUUGGCUUUUGCAAAAUCAGCAGAAUUCUUAAUUGCGGGAGUUGGACAGGAACCUCGUCUCGGGAGGUGGGGACGUAACCCUGAAGCACGAAAUGGAGUUUCAAUUCUUCCUCUUAAGUUGUGAGAUGACGCAAUGAAAACAUUGUACCUCCUCAAUUUUGGUAUACGAAUUGUAACAUUGAGUUGAAUGUCCGUCCGUGAUCUUAAUUAUAUGUAUCGGUUACAUUUUUUUGUUAUAAAUAAUUUUAGUUUUUGCAUGUA